Messenger RNA from Porites evermanni, 22208 nucleotides. NCBI's taxonomy places the organism in Eukaryota, Metazoa, Cnidaria, Anthozoa, Scleractinia, Poritidae. The record is from the annotation of a GenBank genome assembly.
AUGUUUUCGAUGGGUGUUUUCGUUGUUCUAGUAAAACUAGCGGGAUUGCUAAGCAGCAUCGAAGGAAAAAGGCCCGGUAGGUUAAAUUUAUGCAAGUAAUCGUUUAAACUCUUUAUGAUGAAUUUUCGGGUCGCACGUGAAUUGAUCUUGUUGAUGAUGGCAUUAGUCACAUGUUGCAAACACUGCCCGUCUCCCGCGGCCGAAUCGUAAUUAUUUCUCUGUUCUUUGCUCUUAGAAACUCAAACAGAAAAUGGAAAUGUCAUUCCUUUUGUGACAUUCCCUGCGGUCUUAGAUAGCAAAGCGAAAUUUGUCGCACAUAUGGCUCGUAAAUUUUACCGCAAACAACAUUCAGAGGAAGCGCACAACAAUGAAAGACCAGCAGCUGUUAAAGAGGAACCUUUGCACAUCGAAGUGCCUACUUUCGGCGGCAAAAAUCUGCGUCUUCGCCUCUCGAAGAGCAAGAAAUUUACAGCUCCAGGACUGGUUAUUGAGAAGGAUGGUCACUUAAGACGUCAUAAUCCCAACUGUCAUUACCAAGGCACUAUCGUAGAUCAACCGAAUUCUAGAGUAUCUCUUAGCUAUUGCCAGGGUCUGGUAAGUACCGCGCACCAAAGCUUUAAAUAUGUCUCAGUCUUUAAGACUGUGUUAUUUUGUUUAAAAAAAAAACGCAACAAGAUGGGGCAGAGGGUGCGUGUGUCACAGUUAGGCCCAAAAUUAUUCAGUGAGCCGGAUUGUUGAUUCUGUUUUAUUCAUUACGGUUAUCAACCUGGCGGUUGAGCAAAAAAACACAGUGCUUUUCUGUAAGCCACCUUAACUUACACUUCAAAGCUAAUUUUAAGUGGCAGCAAGAGAUUGCAAAAGCAUCUUUUGGGAGAAUUUUAAUAACCUUAAGUUCGAGUUAUCCCCAGGAAAGGAAAGACGGCUUUAGUAGAAUAAGCCUUGCAUGACAAGUUACUUCCAGGAACGCUAAGCUUAUUUCCCCUCAGGUCUUAUAACCAGCACACAGAAUACUGGAAUACGUUUCCGGAUACGUUAUAAUUGAAAGAAAAAAACGUACGUUUUGUCAUAUGCCUGUGACGUAAAAGAAAUUGAUGGACAGCAAAGGGGUCCAGUAUAAAAACCUCACGUAGUGACAAAAAUGCAAAGAUGUGUAAUCAUAAGAAAGCGCACUUUGUUUAAUUCUCAGACAUAAGAUUUCUGUACAGAUGAAGACAGACUCAGUAAUAAAGAAGUAUCGUUUUUAUUUCCCACGGUAUAGGUAAAGGUCGUAAAAAUUGUUUGUUGUGAUAUGGUUGUCAGCACAUUGCUUAAGCUUCCCUUUUCCGUUUCAAAAUUAUAAAUACUUUGUACGAACACGUUUUAAAAGUGUAUGGUAUUUUGCUCCAGGGCUUCUAAAAACACUCAAGGGGCAACGAGCGAAUUGCGUGCGGAAUGCAAUUAAAGAGUUUAAAUAUCUAGUUUUUGCUGUCAGCAGCUCUGUUAACUUUAUAACAUUUCGGUAAGUUUUUAGGUAGGCGGUACCGAAGACCUCGCAAUCUUUUACAAACAUUUUGCAGGGGAACUUAAAGAAAAGGAAGUAAGGCUAAAAGACAUACUGGGUGGGCCAGCCCGGACUAAGCAAACAACAAGCACAACCUAUCCAAAGGCAAGGUGGUCGUAUACAAGAGCGCAAACCAUCUAAAUGAAAUGAAUUCAAUAGGUGUUUGGGAUUACCAGCUGUCAGAAACUGCAAGCAGGCUAUUUCCCCUAAAUACAGUAUCAGACAAGUCUAUAUUUCUGGCUGCUAGUCGAUGUCUUCCAAAAUUCAACCAGCUGAGAAAUUUUCGCGAAAUCGUUUGCGAUCGACAUUUGCAACGGAAUGUACAUCCCAAAAACGUUUUGCGUGUCCCAAGAAACUACUCGAACGCCAACAGUAGGACCAGUUGAUUGCCUCCGUGCGGCAUUUCUUUCAUUUGUCUUAAGGUCAAGAUUUCUCUUUUUUUAUCUGACCAAAUCUGUCACAUCAUGAUGGCGACAAUAGGGAACCCCAAAACUCGCGCACAAAAUAUUCGUCCACAUAAAGUCAAAUCCUGCUUUACGGACACCUCAUUAUUACGGACAGAUUGCUUUGUCCCUGAGGAAAGAAAGCCCUUACAUUUUCAAUAUAAAGUUUCAACCCGCUUAACAUAUAAUACGGACUCUUUCUAUGGCCCCCUCAAUGUCCAUAUUAUCGGGGUUUCACCGUAUUCCUGCCAUGCAUAGUUCCUCCUUCCCCCUGCCUUGCCGGGAGCAACUUAGGAGGAAGGAUUAUAAAUGAGGUUUAGACGUUAAUGCAUCUUGAUGGAAAUAACAGUAGUUAACCUUCUUUACGCACGUCUUAUUUUCAGACUAUCAAUAACGCCUUUUGUCUUUAUGAUUGCUUAAGAAGCUUUGAGUUUAAGUGAAUUUCCUGUCCACAAACCACUUGCACUGUUUUUGUGUCAUCCAUCAUGAGGCUCUCGCGAAAAAAGGUUCGUUGCUUAAACUGAGGCAAACUACAAGGUUUUCUGUGUACAUACUCCCUUUUUCAAGUACUAUCUCACGGAUCGCUAUUUCUUUCAUCGGCCCCUUAUCAAAGUCACAACAGAGUGAGUAGCCCAGACGACAACUGAUAUCGUGACACGAAAAUACCGUAACCUUCCGACAGUUCUACAGAGAAACAAUGUUUACUUAGAUAAUAGAGAUUUUCAACGCUGUUUGCUUAAGCAAGAUUCGCCUUUUUAUCAAGCAAGGACACUAUCAAAUGCCCAUCUUUCUUCGUCUAUUAAAGACAAAUCGUCAUUUUAUACAAGUAACAAGGUUAAGAUGAGAGGGGAAGCUUUAAUUGGUAACAGUAUCUAUUUCUAGUUAUCGAAUUAGGAAAUCCUGACGUGGAAGAAAGGUGGAAAUGUUUUCCGCGCUCGAGAGAUUCUGGAGAUUAUUUUUUAAUCUGGCUGAUAAAUAAUUAAUUAACUUCCAAAGUUAAGAUUUGGUGCAAACACUAAUUGAUUUUUUUAAAUAUGGCAAAUAUUGAUCAUCAGAUAAGUUUCAUCAGUCUAGAAUAAACCAUAUGAAAGCAAAUCAGUAAAGAAGUGCGCAGGACAAUGUUUAGUUCGAAAAGUCUUCGAGUCAGCCGAAGAGUGUGAAGUCGGCUUCAAAGAGUUUGAACCUUUCCAAAUUGUCUUCUUUACUCAGAAUAUUCCUAAAAACAAACGAAGUACUCUAGGAACAUAACUCAAUGAACACAACACCCAUUCCGCCAUGGCCAUGCUACUUGAACAUUCAAGGGAGCUGUUUGUAAUAGUGGAAUUCUCUAAGAUUGGCCUAUUCUAUACUCGAACGUGAAAACCAUUUUUUGUGGUGCUCACACACUGGAAGAUGAAUAAAUGUUUUUGCCAAAUUUUUCAAGGGCCAUUUUGUGGGUCGGCUGUCCCUUCGUAAUUCUAGCGUUGUUGACAGAAAGACUCCUGUGUUACUAGCUGUUUUAGCGAGCACCGAGUGCCUCGGGAAACGAAUGCACCGAGUGCAUCCAUAUUCUAACGCACGCGCCUUACUCGCCAGGAAAACUGACGACCCUGUGAUCUAAAGUGAACUCAGAAGGUGAAAUUCUUUGGAUAGUACGAAUAGCGUGUAGGUGGUCUAGGGAAUGACUCAUUAUGUUUUUAUUUUUUUUAACAGUUAAUUUCCUAAAGGUCAGGUUGUUUCUAGCACUUGCAGAACGCAGGCAUGCUGAGCCCUUUUGCUGAAAAACCCCAAGACCGCUUAAUUUCCCUACCAUGAAAGCGCGAAACUUGUGGAAAAUAAAGAGCGCACUGAUUUCAAGAGAGGAGUGGCAUCAUAUGAUCGAUGUCGACUUUUCUAACAAAAUAGCGCCUCAAAACAGAGCCAUGACCUUUAGCUGUUUUAAAAGUGUUUUGUUUUUUCCUUUGUCAAGUGAUUUAUAUUUAUUAGAAAGGUAUUUGCUCUCAGUAUAGCUUUGUCGAUGUACACUAUGUUGUCAUAGAAAUCUAAACGGAGUUUCAUUUAAGAAUAAAUGUUUAUUAGUUAGUUCAUGAUGAUGACACCUUGGUGUCUAUUCAUUAUGCGCGGUAAAGACCUUGUUUCCUCAGCACCGAGCCAAGUAAACGACAAUGCCUCUUUUGGGGUUAUAUAGUUAUUUAAGAAGUAUAGACAUUACAUGUUGAAUGACCCUCAAUCACCAAAGUAAUAAAACAGACUGCGGAAAUUUCGAGGGUUUAUAACCUUCAAUUAAAUUAACUGUAUUAUCAAAGGUUACGCUUAUUUCACGAACAUAACAUGCUGAAAAACGUCCUACCUAAUUAUCACAUUUUAGAUACCAAGUUGUCUGCUUUUACUUAAAAUACUAUAACAUAACUUGAUUAAAUUACUGCAAGAUUUUUUUUUGAUUCGUUAAUGAUAUUUCCAUCUCGUACUUUUUUCUGAAGUACAGUGGUGGUUCGACAACAACCGUAAGAAGAACUUAAAACAACAGCAACAAUGACAACAACAACAAAUAAACAAAUAAACUAAUGUAUGAGUAAAAUCUAAGCUCUCUCCUAAGGAGUGAAAAGGGGUUGGUUUGAAGUUGGCUUACCCCUAUGUCCCAUAAUUCUAUGCGGCAUGGAGUGCGUUCGGGUCACGUGGUUAUAUUGAAUAUUAUCAAAGGAGUUUGUCUUGGACAGGUCACCCUAGCGCCUAUAUCCGUGAAGACCUGGAAAAACGACGGACGAAUAAAUACUAUACACUGAAGACCCAAUCUUUCUUAGGAAAAGACAGCCUGAGCUAGUUCAUAGAAAUAGGUUACAUGUACACGCGUGAAUGACAAGAUUCUUUUUUGCUUCUAGAAAGGACUCAUCCACACUGAAGAUGGCGAUCACUUUCUUAUUGAACCAGUAGAAGAAAGAAAUUCGUCAAACACGGUCGAUAAACAUCCUCAUGUGGUGUACAAGAACCCAGUGAGAGUUCGUAUGUUACCAAGGAAACAGAAUGGAACGUUCUGCAAUGACCAAGGUAUAUAUUCUCUGUCUACAUUUUAAACAUUAAUAUGGCAGCAUACCAUUGUGCUUGCUUAACUUUUUCUGUGUUUGCGUAAAAGCACAAGGAAAUGCAAACUGUUCUAUACUAUUGUGAGUUCACCUUGUCCCUCGGGGGUCCGUUUGAACGAUAAAACAAGAGAAUAAAAAAAAGAACGGUUUCCUCAGGGCUCUCAUAAUUGUGGCGUUGAUAAUGUAUCUCUUUGUCUCUCCUUGAUAUAUCCCCUAUGUUUCUCCUAGCACUGUCAAUCAGUUACAAUUGAGUCACUCGCCCAAAUUUGAUGAUAUCAGUACCGAUACCAAAUUUCUCUCACUUGCUUCUACCGUUUUUCAGCACCAAUUAAACGACGUUCGCAUGCCCCGUUCUCGGAAAGGAAUGUAAUGCCGAAAAGACGUACAAGGCGUUCAGUAAGUACGGAGAAGAAUGUUGAGAUGUUGAUGGUGGCUGAUCAAACCAUGUACCAGUUCUACAAAGACGGACUGGAGGAAUACUUGCUAACUAUAGCAAAUAUGGUAUGUUAUCAUUUACUGUGAGUUAGUUAGGUAGUGUGUACUAAAAGAAAGGAGUUGAUAAAGAAAAAUGACUAGACGUCGAUGAGUGUAUAAAUAGCAUAUUGGAGGUAAGCUCAGCUGUUUUCUCAGUUCAGGCCCCAGUUUUUCAAAAGGUGGAUAGCGCUAUCCAUCGGAUAAGUCUCUAGCCACUAGUUAGCACAAUUGCUUUUCCUAAUACUUAUCCACUAGAUAGUGAUUUAUCCGGUGGAUAGCGCUAUCCAUCUUUUGAACAACCGGAGCCAGGUGCAUAAAUGGAAAAUGUUAUCUCGGAUGGGAGAAGUCUUGCGCUGCAUAAGCCUCGUAUUUUCGCCAUUUUCACUUUAUACAGUCAAACCUCCAAGAGCGACUUCUCGUUAGCUACCACCUCCUAUUCACCACUACAGAUCUAGCCUUGCGUUGCAGACGUGAUCUAACCCCCGUUAGUAACGUCUGCGAAGCAGCGCCGAGAUACUUGUUCGGCUCCCCCGAGGGACUCAGUGAAUGACGGGAAAUACGAUUCGAAUUUUUCUUCUCAAACUCAUUAAUAAUUCAUAAAGAAAAUACAAGGAAAUUAAAGUUUAGUGAGUGUUUGGAAAUCAGAUGAAAAACUGCUCCUUUUUGCAUCCUUAAUUUUUCCCUCUAAAAUCAUUUUGUUUCAGACGUAAUGUCAAGCAUUCGACACAGUGUUUCAUCACCAGAUGAAACACCUCGAAGUUAGUCAAAAAAUACUCCGCUGCGUGUCGUAUUUUCAACUCUCUUCUCAGUGUUUCAACUGGUGAUGAAACACUGCAUCUCAGGCUAGAUAUAUUACUUCAACCUGAUUGGAAAAUCGGCAGUGGCACUGUUAACGGGCCAAUCGUGAGGCGUACUCACAUCCUGGAACACAUUUGGGGGCUCAGAACAAGGAAUUCAGGGCUGUCUCGCAGGCGGACUUUUCAGAAGUUUACUUCCAUCUGUGGCGCAGGCUACCACAGAUUCAGUUUCAGUUCAGUCAAAGCUCUGUAAUUAGAAGCUCACAUGAACGAACAUCGCUCGGAAACAAACGCGACCACUUUUUGAAGAUGGAAUUGUUUUUUAUCUCUUUUAGGUGAGCAACAUAUUUAGAGAUCCAAGCAUUGGCACAGCGAUAAACAUUGUACUCGUUCGAUUGAUGAUUCUCAAGGAAAAUCCGGUAAGAGUUGGAUCGUGAUCCAAUCAGAAAAUAUCAUCUGUCGGCUUUCUCAGUAUUUCAGUAUCAAUUUAGAUUCUCGCGUAAGAAGCGAUUACGAAGACUUCCUAUGGUAGGAAUUUCCAUAAAAUCCCCCUGCAUUUUCCGAAAGUUGCCAGAUACGUUUUCACCGUGUCUACAGAAGCAACCUCAGAGCCUGUUUUCAGUGUAUAACUCAUGAUAUAUAGACUUAUUCUUUAACCUUGCGUUGAGCUACAAAGGUGUGAUCUUUGAAAAUCGUUUGUUUUCUUUAAUUCCCAGAGCUCCUUGAAAGUCACUCACCAUGCUGGGCACACGCUUAAACACUUCUGUCGCUGGGCUUCUCUCAUCAACCCCAAAUCAGAGGCCCAUCCUAAUCACCAUGACAUAGCAGUCUUAAUCACAAGGUAGGUUACUGACGUUACUUUGAAUGACCUUCCCACACUGUAUAUCAGAGGAUCUGUUUUAGCCUAAAAACACACGGCAGUCCUAUUUUUUAGUCUAAUUCAGGGCCAACACUGUCCAAUUACCUAGGGCUGAUUUGGACCCAAGGACUAAAAUGGGCCCCAGCCUGGGCUGGAAUAACCUUUUGAUUGUGCUUAAAUGGCUCCAGGAAGGGCUGAAUGAGACUUUGGCCUGCAGGGCUGAACUGGCACUUUGGGGCUGAAAUAGAUCUUUUUAAUUUUCAGUGAAUAUCUCCAAUGUCUUCGCCCGCACUUCCUCUUCCCUUUCUAACUCACUUAUUAAUCUGUCCAGCCUAGUCCUAGGAGUUCUCUGUUUCCCCUUUGUCUGCGAAUAGUCUAGGGUAGCAGAAAGAGAGUCUCUCAGUGACGUUACAGCUCACGUUAGUCCGGGUUUGACGGAGCUGAGAACGCCUAGGGGCCUUUUCCUGAUUUGCCUUUAACUUCCGUGGUGCCUGGUAUAUAAGAAUACGAAAAUAUUUUUCCAUUACAAGUUUUAAUGGUAUCUGCCUAUGUAGCUUAUAAAGGGAGAAAGGGGCAACUGUGUCCUUACUGUUGAUGAUUGCAAGAUUUUACUCAAACGUUUCUUUUUUGGUAGGCAUGAUAUUUGUAAAGGAAUUAAUGAACCUUGUGAAACAUUAGGUAAGGAAAACAGCAACCAUUUUUAGCCAUUCUGACAACCUGUUUCUUGUCUUGUUAAAGCCGUUUAUUGAAAGCAGAUAUACGAGUUUUUUAAAAAGCAAUCAUAUUAUAAAUUAUUAGGGAACGCAAAGGUUGUUCUAAUAGAAAACAAAGCACUUCCUGUAUAUAUCUAUUGCGACACUUUUACUCGAAUAAUUAAGCUGGUUUUUUUCUCAAAUUAUUCAAAAACGACCAAUCCAGAAAUACGCGUACGCACUAAAUCUACCACGAAAUCUCUGUCGUGAAAUUUAGCAUCACUAGGAAAGUGAGAGAUGGCUUCUUAAUUGGGCGAAACACAAAAUGACCACUUUAGACUUUCAAAGCAGGAAGAAAGAAAGGUUUAAAUAAUACCCUGCAGCAAAUACACCAGAAGACGCGAACGAACAAUUAAAAUUGAAUAAGAAUAGAGCAACUUACAAUCGGGGUAUUUGAAAACUUGUUAGCCGAAAGGUUUUUCAAAGCAAAUCUUUGUUGAUUGUAACUUUGAUAUAAAGCGUGGGGACAUAUUUGUUUGUCACGAGGCUGUGAUUCUGUCAUUUAUAUAUAGUCUCUUCGCAAACGUUGAGCCCUGUAGCGAUUACGGUUAACAAAUUAAAAGGAUUAAACAAAACUGACUGUACUGCCGUAACAUCAGUGGAAGCCCUUAUACAUAAAUAUACAAUUUAGCUAAUCUCGUAUCGAUUUUUAGGCCUUUCACAGGUGAACGGUCUCUGCACCAGAGAUAAAAGCUGCAAUGUGAAUGAAGACAGUGGCCUUACGUUAGCGUAUACCAUCGCCCAUGAGAUAGGACACAAGUAAGGAUGGUAGCCUGUAAUUCAACCAUGCAAUCUUCCUGCCCUUUCUCCAAACACUGGUCUUUGAUCCUUGUAAAAAAAAUGCAGUGAGGAAGCAAAUGUUUUUGGCAAAUGCAGAGAGCAUAGGCAACGAACAUUUCAGAGACUGACCGAAGAGUGCAUAGUUGCACUAGUUUGAGUUUGUUAUGGCCAGUUGUUCCCUUUACCUUGUAAAAGUUUAAACGUGACUGUUGAUCAAUUAUCUAAAAGGGUAGCUAAACUGGAGGAGAAAGGAACUCUCUUCCUUUUAACCCUCUUUUUUCGUUUCUUAUAAUUCCUAUAUUCUUUACACAUAUAUGUUUAGGCAUUCAAUCUUACUGUCCCCGCGAUCACCUUGCACGACUGGCUGCCGGUAUAGAGAUUAACACAGUCAUGUAGAUCAUCCUGCCCUUUUUUGACCCACUAUGAAACAGUCAAAUAUUUUGGAAAGAGUUUCUGCAUGAAAACUCUCUCAUAAAACCAUUUGAAAGAUAAGCCAAUGGCGGAAGAAACGAGAAAAGUGUCGUUGUUUUCAUUCCUUUUGCUUUUUUGUUUGUUUGUUUGUUUGUUUGCUUUUUUACUUCAAAAAGGUCUAGAAAACUGACGAUAAUAAAAACUGCGAGCAUUGAAGACUCCCGGCGGUGGGGGGAGGCUCCCAUAUAAAAGUGACGGAGAAAUUAAAGAUUUUGGGAGGGGGUUUUGGGAUGGAAAGCUAAUAUUUUAGCCCAUAAACGUAUCACGUUUGGUCGUCCGUAAGGAAAUAACUAGUGUAUAUAUUUAAGAAAGAAAACAAUGUUUAAUGCUGUAUUGAAGUAUGAUCUCCUUAAGGGGUCGAAAAAGGCCUGAGCCAGGCCCAUAUUGGUCUCCUUAUUCGAAUUCUUCCAUUCCCGAGAGAAGAGUAAUAUAUUAUCCUCUCGCUCUCCAAUCGUUAAGAAAUGAAUGCACUUUUCUUUCCGGAAAGAAACAAUUUUAUCAUCAAAGCCUUUUACAAGGCUUUCACAAGAUUAGUCGUUCGCUCGAAAGACGAGAAAAGUGUCACAAACGCUUUUUUUUUUUUUUUUCAGUGACCAAAAUUAGAAAACAAAAUUUCAAGUGAAAUAAAAUAGCAUCAAGAAAAGUUUAGCUAAUGGUGAUGUCAUCUGAUUUUAAUGGUGCCGAAACCAAAUGUGGCAUUGCACACAUUUAAGGCAUCCUACUGAUAAACAGUCACGACUUUUCUAUAAUCAGAGCAAAAACUAUUUGCUCUGUCCCCUUUGAAUUGUGUACUUUUGCGUUGUUUAUUGGGUGCAAAAUGGCUUUUUAACUAAACGGUAUCGAAGGGCAUUCAAGGAGUUUACAACCUACAAGAAUUAAUAGGGCGUUUCUCUUACCUCAAUACUCAUAUGACAAGAUGAAUCGAGCGCGCGCCCCGGCAGUGGACGCCAAAGUGUCUAGGUUGUAUUCUCGUAAUUAUUUAAGGCUUGUAUACACACUGCAUCUUAUCGUUUUAAGGGAUAAAGGUGCUAAAGGGCAUUUUAAAAUAACGCCGUCUAAAUAAAAAGGUUAUCACGUUGGAUCUAUUGUAGACCUGUUUUUUGUGAUAUGCGAAUGGUCUCUAUACAUACAUUUCAGCUCAAGUAAUUUCUUUUUUCGCGUUUCUUAAAACUUAAAUGAUAAACAGAUCAUGGAAAAGAACUUUUUGUCAACCUUAUUGAAAACUGCUUGUCCGACUGUAUGAGCACACACUGAAAAUUCCGGCAUAACCUCAGCUUAUAUGCUAAGAAAGGGAUCUCACUAAGACAACGCACAAACGCUUUAAUCUUACUUGGUUUGCAGCCAAUAUUAGCUGAUAACCCACGAUAUGUGAUGGAAACCGCUCGUGUAUUGUUGAGAGACAUUAAGUUCUACUUAAUUCUUGAACAAAACAGUUCAAAUAUUACCAGGACAUUUCCUUACACAGCCAGUUUGUCUACGAGGUGCUCUCGGCAUCUUGAUGACACUAAUUUGAUUUGCAAGCUCUUGAGGGAUUUAGCGCAGUUUAGAUCGCCGGGAAGAUAAAAUAUCUUGCCUGAUUUGAAACUUUUGAGAUGACUAAUACUUAAAUACUUAAACAAUGCUGGCCCAAGACUGUUAUCGUUUUCGUAAUUCAAGUGUUCUUAACAUGAUAAGCAAAAGCCACGCGCCACCAGAUAAACGUUUUGGAAUAAGGCUUCUUUUUUUAGUUAAGAUGCCGCAAAUUUUACCCAAGUAAAAGAUAAAGAGCGGCGGAAAUCCUACAAUAAACUUUCAAUUAAAUUACAGUUAGAAAGUUCGGAAAGCGACCGCCGAAGUUAAUUCCGCUAUCCAAUAUGGGCAAUUUUGAUUCUUGACUUACUGUUUGAUUCUUGUCUUCUUUAUAUCAUUAGCUUUGGAAUGUUGCAUGAUGGGAAUGAAAAUAAAUGCAAAUGGCGCCAUGACAAACCCUUCCUCAUGUCUCCUCAGUUGGAAGCUUCUGGUCGCGCACACUUAUGGUCAUCGUGCAGCAGAAACUAUGUCAGGCGUUUCUUGAAGUAAGCUUCUUGAUUAAGCUAUCGACUGUUUAGACUUACAGCGCUUUCAUACUGAUUCAAAAACUGAAAGAACCUCGACCUUCAUGUCUUAUCAGAGGGAAAAAGCGAUCGCCAAUUUUAAUACUUCUUAGAGUCCGCCAAACAACGCCUAUACUAAUAAAAAUUUACGAAGAAAAUAACUAAAUGUCUCGAGAAAAUAAAAACCCUGUUGACUUAUAAGUCACUAUAAUUGAAACAAUUUAUAUUUGAAAAAUCAUUACGAGGGUAAAAAGUAUUAAAGUAAAUUUUGCUAAUAAAAAGACAAUUUUUCCUUUUAAGUUGCAUGUGAUCACUUGUUCAUUGCAGCAAAGGUUGGAGUCGUUGUCUUGAUGAUGAGCCUGCAAAACAUGACUUCAAAUUUCCCACAAUGUUGCCUGGGGUGAUAUAUGACGCUGACCACCAGUGUCGCUUGCAGUACGGCCCUAGUUCAUCUCACUGCACAGGCAUGACGGUAUGUGUGAAAUUUUUGCUGUGACUGAUCAAAUAUAACAACGUAGCACUCUACCAUACCAAUGGUUACCUCUUCGUAAAUUUUAAUUUGCCACCGAUAUACGUGCAUUCCGGAUGAGUUUUUUAUGGCCUAUGCCGGAUUAUCCGGUUCUUUGUGUUAACCGUAUCUAGUUUUAGUUCCUAGUUUCUUUUGCUUAAGAUAAUUCCAAUGUUAACCUGUCCUUCUGAUCAAUACAACAGUGAUUUUCGAAACUAAGUACCUCCCCAGGUGACAUAGGCAGUAAGUCUAAAGUAGCCACUUCGUGCUUUCUUGCUUUGUCAUAUUAGGCCGUAGAUAGAUAUCCUUUAUUAAAAACGCGAUAAAAGCUCAAUUUAAGGCUUGAUCGAUCGUGGUUUCGUUAAACUUUACCACAGGACAUCUGUAAUCGUUUGUGGUGCCGAGUAGGAAGGGCGUGUCACUCUAAACUGGAACCAGCAGCUGAUGGAACAAAGUGUGGCGAUGAUAAGGUAGAACACAUGCAGUACUGAAAGAGUUAGUUACAUUGUAAAACCUCUUACAUCACGCAAAAUCAUGUUAGUUUCUAUAUAUUUCGUCUGCGUGAGAGACUGCAUACCUCAUCUGGCUUUCUGUGGGGAUUUAUUUUACGCAGCAUGGCCUGUUUCAGUUGUUAUUUGAUCAAUUAGAAGACAUGUCAAACUAUGAAUGAUUCUGAAAAGUAUAGAACACGGUCUAUGUAUGUACCUCAUAUACGCCCAAUGGGUCGUAAUUUACAGGGUCUGUUACAAAAAGGCGGUAGUUAUUAUCCUCUGAACGAAAAAUGAUUUGAAUGUUUUUGAGAGUCGCGCUGUAAUGAAUAGGCUGACAAGAUUUAGUCUCCUGAGUAAUGAGGUGAAGCACUUUCCUGUUCUUGAAAAACCACUGAUGCUGGGUUCAUUUUCGCCUGCCAUACCGCUUGUGGGUGUUUUAAUGAUAACUCAAGUCUGAUACGCUGAGUUGACUAGAGACAACUGUACUGAAGAGGACACUGGAAAAUGUCUUUCCUCUUUCUAUAUGCCUCCAGUGGUGUUACAAGGGAAGCUGCAUCGAAAGAGGAAUGAUACCAGACAGUGUUGAUGGAGGGUGGGGUCCGUGGAAGGAUUACAGUCAAUGUUCCAGGACCUGCGGCGGAGGAGUUUCCUUUACAGAGAGACAUUGUGAUAAUCCACGGUAAGUAGGCAAUGAAAGCGGUGAUGAACUUUUCAUACAAGAGAAUUUGGACGUAUUCAUAAAUAGGAAAUAAGGACCCUCUUUGAUCUCUCUUCCGAUGUCACGGUCAUAAGAAGUGAUUUCUGGAGCCACGUAGCUCUCAAAACCAAGUUCAGAUCUAGACAUAAAUUCUGGUUUAUUUUGAUUCUGUCACAGUAAACACAAUAUCUUCCAUCCGUCCUCAGAGUAUUUCUAUCAAUGCCUACGUCAUCCUUGAGAAAACAGAUGAGGUGAUGUGUUAAAAGAAAGACCAUGAAUACGAAUGGCAAGUCCCGGCAAAUCCUUACCAACUGAGAGAAAGUAACGUUUCUGAUACUUAAAGCGCUAUUUUGGUGAGUCUUGUAAUUAGGCUUGUUAUUUCUUAGACCUGCCCACGGAGGAAAGUACUGUAUUGGUGAAUGGAAGAAGUACAAACUUUGCAAUAUACAGGUAAACCGAUAAGCCCCUUGGUUUAAUAGCUUGUCUAACGGAACAUUCUAUAAUCUUCCCCUUAUGGCCACAAAACCUCAUGGCAUUAUAUGAGUCUACUAAUUUGGUUUUUACUUUCCCUUCAGCCGUGUCCUGAGGGAAGCGCAAGUUUUCGCGAGUUGCAAUGUUCCCGGUUUGACAAUAAACGUAUAAACAACAGAUUAUGGAAAUGGAAACCCCGUUAUUCACAAGGUGAGGAAUUAUAAUUUAAUACGGCUCUAUGGCAUCUUUGUGCCAAUGCAGUUUCUUUAUUCGAUUCUAUAACAGUCUUAAACGUCUUUCAUUGUGCAACUUCAUAACCCCCUCAUAUCUGUGAUUUUGUUUGUUUGUUUUUGUUUUUGUUUUUUCUUUGCGAUUUGUGAUCAGUUGUGUUUUUGGCAAACUUGAAUACCACCAGCUAACUUCUUCUUUAAACGUUGUUUAAAAAAGAGAGCCGCAACGGGCGUUUAUACUGUCUGUGUUUUUUUUCCUUGUGUCCCUUCUGGGAGAGAAGUUUUUUUUGAAAUAAUUCUAAUCAUUAUUUUUAGUUUAGUCAAUGGAAUCUUAUUUUCGGGGCCUUUUAAAAACUUUUAUGGAAAGAAAGCUGGAAACAAAUCUGCAACUGCAAGUCCCUAAGUGUCACAUCGGUAUCUCAGAGUGCCUGCUUUAGCUUUUAUUUCCGAAAGCGACUCGGGAAGCACUAAGAGUUAGAGAACGAGACGCUUUGCGCAAACAACGCCAUGCAUUCACCUACUUACAGAUUAUGUAUUCAUUUUCGUUUUAUUGCUUUAAAGUUUCUCCAUGUGAACUGCACUGUUCACCUAAAGGUCUGUUUGGAUUGUACUUCUCCAAGAAGUUAGCUGAUCAAGUGCAUGACGGGACACCAUGUGCUCCCGGGAGGCGUGAUGUCUGCAUUAAUGGCAAAUGCGAGGUUUGUACAUUUUAAUAGGCCAUUUGCACGAUGACGUCAUUUUACCACUACGAGCAGAAUCCUUCAGGGUUUCGCUUUUUUGUGCAAAUUAGGGCUUUCUUUAUUUAAACCUUGCCGGUAUUACCAAAUUUAAAUGUGAAAGGAAAAACGAAAAUGAUUCUGGUUCUAGUAGUAAAAUGACGCCAUCAUGCAAAUGAUCUAUUCUCUUUAUAAACUGAGCACUCAAGAUGGCGACGGCAACCGUAUCUUAAACAACAAUGUCUUUGCCUUAACUACACUUAACACAUGUUUUACCUUAACUUUGCACCUGCAACGUGCUAAGGAGGAAGGAUAGGCUUUGCUGUCUCUAUCUCAAUAUAGCAAUGUAAAAUUUUUAUCAUACCGUAAUGGUGAAAUGGUAGAAGAACAGGUUUUGCUCCCAUCACUGAUUAAGUUAAGUUUACCAUCGAGCUUUGACUUCUACAGUGAAGAAGAUCCUGUUCAAGUUUUCCUUUAAAUGUUUUUUUUUGUGUGUGUUCUUUCUGUAGCAUGUUGGUUGUGAUAAUGUUCUUCAUUCAACCGCUAAGGAAGACAAAUGCGGCGUGUGUCGUGGUAAUGGUACGGCGUGUGAGACCGUCAAGUCAACGUUUGACCAAAAAACCGGUUACGGUAGGACGUUCACGUCAAUAAUGUGUUACUCUGUACACUUGAAUGGCUAAAGGAGAUUUCCUAUUCAACCAAACUAACUCAUCAGACAAGAUUUACGAGGAUAGCAGUGAAUUAAGAUUCCUAAAGUAUGUGAUGAUUAAGAAACAAGUUCGUUGCUUUCUAAAUGCCAUGCAAUGUAUAACUCCUGCCCCAUUCACCGUUAGAGCUAAAGCAUGUUUCACAAUUGUCCUGACAGUUAAUCACUGUUAUAUAAAAAAUUUUUUUAUCAUAAAAGGUAAGGUGUAAAGGUAAGGUAAAGGCGCCCACGAGUCAAAGGCCCAAACGGCCGAAGCUUACUCCCACCCUGGAGGGAACGCUAUUCCAUCGCAAGGUUACCCCUCCCCCAGCAGUAUGUCGCCGGUAGCCAUUCAUACACGUGGGUGAAAAGAGGCAAAGUGGAGUAAAGUUCCUUGUGUAGGGAACCAACGCGACUGGGGCGAGGCUUGAACCCCGGACCUCCAGAUCGGGAGUUCGAGGUGUUAACCGCUCGGCCACACUUGCCUUCCGAUUUUUUUCAACGGGAGGAAAAUUAAGCAGAAAGAGAAUGCACGAGACAGUAUAAGCUCACUUAAAUCCUACGUAAAUAUCAAUCUGCUGUACAUUGUGUUUUUUUGUUUUCGAAUAGAGGGGGUUUGGUAUUUCCUGUGCGUAAUCGCUAACUUUGAUUUGAUUCUUAGCCUUUCAGUGCGAGAAGACGUUUCUUGCCUGUCGCUACCUUACACCCAACUCGAGCGGAUUGAAAUACUCCCGCUAUCCCACAAAACGCAUGCAGUGCAAGCUGCAGGAAAAGUUAGUUUUCAGUUUUCCUUCAUUAAUUUCGCUUUCUUAAAACUCAAAACACAGGAUACGUAGAGACAAAAGUCAUUCCAACUGGCGCCAGAAAUAUACGAGUUGAAGAAGUAGCUGGCGCGUCAAACUAUUUAGCCCUGCGGUCGUCAAGUGGUAAAUGGUAUCUGAACGGUGAUUGGUACAUUCAGCAGAGCGGUGAAUACACGGCUGGCGGUACCACAGUAUACUACAAACGCAGACACAACAAAGAGACUUUCGAAGCUCUAGGACCCACUACUGACGAACUUCAUAUCAUGGUGGGCUGAAAUUUAAACAGGCAUUUACCUAGCUGUUUAGUAUGGUUUAUUUUAUUUUUUAAAAUUUGAUGUAAAUGCGCAUCCAAAAUUAAACAAUAACUUUAUGUGUUUGCAAGUUUUCUCUACGGUAUGUGUAAAUACAAUAGAAUAAGAGUACCCCAACACCCAUAGAUUUUGCAAAAUUACUACAUGCGUGUCUACAACACCUACGUUUAACUCUAUAUCUGCAGUAAAAAUUCGAAAUCACAUCAGGUUGUUCUUUAAACUUUAUACCAGUAGCUUAUGCAAUAAACAACUUACUAAACUGUUCACGGUCCCCUAUUUUUUCGUGAGAUCGUUCAGUUAUACCGCGUCUUACCGUCACGGCUAUCUUUAUUUUCAAAUGUACCGAGGGGGCAGGCGUCGGGGAUUAUAGCUCUGGGGGAAGGGGGGGCCUCCUCCCAAACCGCCUCCGCCCCCUAAGAAGUUUUGACACUCAUGCAAGAUGGGUAACCCGUAACGCAAAGCGCUCGAUCUCGAUGAUCUUACGGAAAAAUAGAGGACUGUGAACAGUUUAACAACUUACAAGACGGAUGUUUUUUGCACUCACAGAAAAGAGAAAAAGAAGAAAGGGGCUAAGUUAGUUUGUAACAUAUUUAAUAUCUCAGUACAGGAGGAUGUUAUUCUUUUAUCAAUUCAGGAAAGUAGACUAACGGUCAAAUAAUUUCCUUUCUUCAAUUUUUUCUCAGCUUCUAUUUCAAACCAAGAAUCCUGGAUUAAAAUUUGAGUACACUAUUCCAAAGAAUCAGACAGUAACCCACGAACUUGUCUUCAGCUGGAAAUACAGAGAUUGGACAUCAUGCUCAGCUACUUGUGGUAUUGGUAAGUGAUACUUGGUUUACUGGCUUUCUUUUAUUGACCGCCUAUAUUUACACCUCCUAGCGAUCUUACUUUAUGCCUUUUACCUCAGACAUUGGCUAGACUCUAAGGCUCAUCAUUACGGGCGACCAGUUCGUGUCGGGUCACUUGGUCUAAGAGAAUUCCCGGCCGUUCGUUUCGGAUACGACACUGAAAUGAACUGAUCAAGAAGACCUGGAAAAAGACGCUGUACCCAGACUUUGGAAUUUUAGAAGUUUUAACAUUUAAAUCCACUGGAUGAAUUGCUCACAGGAUUUUCUGUUACGUUUUAAAACCGUAGAAGGCACUCGCACGAUGCUUAAUGCCACUGGGUUUUAUAUAUUUUGUCCCCUUGGGACUUAAGUCGCUACCUUGGGAAAACAGCUGCCUGGGAUCGCUCCCCGUCGCAAGGACGACCGGGAGCGAUGAGAGGCAGCUGCAUUCGCAGGCUAUAAACUUAAAUGCCUACUAAAACUAUAAUACUCUUUCUAGCCAAAAAAAAUAAUAAUUUUCUCUUUUCUAUCCUUCUUUCUCAACAAAGGAUGAUAAUAAGACUUGUGCUUGAAAUUGUUUAUUAGGUACGAAGCGCGCCGAGGUAGAGUGUGUCGAGGAAAGCGGGACGCCGGUGGAUGACAAAUAUUGCAAGGCCAUGCCCCGCCCUGAUGACAGGCAAAGGACUUGUAACGAAAACCCCUGCCCACCUACGUGAGUAAACCACAGACUCGUACCCAGUCGAGGGGGGGGGGGGGGGGAGGGGACUCAGGGGGGGGGACAUUUUUUUCUCCGUAUUUCCCUUGAAGCAAACCAACGUGUUUGUAUGUUUAGCACCCUAAAAUUUUCUAAUUAUACUUAAAAUCGUUUCCCCGACUGCCAAAGGGAGUACUUAAAUAAAGCAGACCCCUUACUGAAACCCGCCGCUCAGUGAGGAAAAGAAAACUUGCCCGCCCCCGCCCCCCGCUGAGAAAAAGAAAAAGUCCUAGCACGACACCCCCCGCCCCCGGCGGGGGAAAAACACCGCUGCUGGCCGGGGGGGGGGGGGGGGGGGGGGGGGCGAGGACUCAUGGGAGGGGACUAUUUUUUCUCCGUAUUUUCCCUUGAGUAAACCAACGGUCUUGUCAGUUUAGCAUCAUUAAACUUACCAUAUAUACUUGAAAUCGUUUCGCCGUCUGCCAAAGGGAUGUCUUGGAAUAAGCAGGCGCCUUCAUGUAACCUAGUGUACGAACAAACUGGUUUCAGUAGUCAAGUUCAUUCAGAAACUCAGUAUAUAGUGUAUGCAUAGUUUAUAUAUUCAGUAUUCAAGCGUAUCGUCCAAUACUAAUACCUAAUUUACCAUUCAAAGAAAUAGUCAAAAGUUCAAAAUAAAAUGUAAAUAAGCCAUUGAUAUAAAGUUAGCCUAAACUGGCGGCCGGGAAAAACUUAUUCUCAAUAACGCAGGCGAAACACAAAGUUUUCUCAACCAAGGCAACAACAGCAACCAUCCAUUACAAGAUACGAGUUCUUAAGAAGCAUAAAAUAAGGAGAAAAAAACGGUAUUCUUACCAAUUUCUAACUCUGUAGAAACUUUCACUGUCCAUUAUUUCGAGUUGCGGAUACGUUUGUUUACACUUCCUUAGAGCAAUUUCUUUCCACUUGUACGGUUCAGCUUCAAAAUUCAUUAGCGUCUUUAUAGGGUAAAUUCAUUUGCAACAUACGCAGCAGUCGCAUUUGCCAGUUGGGAUUUUUUUAUUUUGUUGCUGAGCUUAAAAACAAUAACAAAAUUCCAACGAGCAAACGCAAUGCUAUUUCCGUAUGCUGUAAAUGAAUCUACCCUUACCUCACCACCUUUUUUUGUUUUGGUGGUGUUUGUUCUGCGUUUUGGAAAAAAGCACGCAUUCCAAGAACAAUACGUCAACCUAAAAUAGCAAAAAUGCAAUACUCUAGGAAGAGUUCUUGGAACAGUUCAAAACACUCGCAGACGUGUUUUAUCAAUUCUAAUUAAUCCUAGCGCACACACACACAAAAACCAGCUGUUUUUGUUUUCGAAAUAACUCAAGUUCACAGUUUUUUUGGCUCUGUAGAUACCGUGUAACAAAAUGAUAAAACUCCAGCCCUUGCACUAAAAUAAACAUUCCUAAAGCUCCGGUUCUAUAUUUAUGGCUGUCCGAUGGGCGGAGUGCGAUGCCAAAAAGUCUGAAAAAGAACGUAAAAUAGAAAAGUAAGAACUACAAAGACGAUCAAAAGACAAAGGCUGAAGAGCAGUGUGAAGGGCAAACUGUUAUGAGGCCGGCCGGCAAAUUUAAUUUUGUUGCGGAGCCUUAUGCCCACUUCCUCUCCACAUAUUAUUAUUUGCUAUUCAAAUAGCUGGAAAUGUUUUAUCUUCCAAUUUUAGAUGGUGGAAGGGUCAGUGGCAGAAGUGUUCCAAGUCAUGUGGUAAAGGCAUCUCAAUUCGGUCAGUGCUUUGUGUAAGAAGCUCUGGAAAUGAUGAACAAGUAGCGUUAAAAGACGAGGCAUGUGUAAUGAUCACGGAGAAGCCUCCCGUUUUUAGGUCAUGUUUCAAGAGAGUGUGUCCUUUAGCUUGGACUGUGGGAUCCUGGUCUGAGGUAAAAGCUAUUUAUGCCACAUACAAUGUAUAUUUGAUGUAAAACUCUGGAGUCGAUCUUUUCGGGCCGAACUUUGUGCUUUUGAGGCUGGAUCUCAUUAAUAUCUCAAAUAUCCUCCCUCGGGUCUUUUUAAUCUUUGCUCGAUUAGUGCUCGUCCAUGGUUGCUGCAGCAUUCAGAGGCAUUGCAACCCUACUAACGUUCUAACACAGGUCUCCUAUCGAUUCUAAAUAGCAGGCGGAAAGCGAAAUUCCUUAUACAGUCUGAAACAUUUUGUAAGAUUUUUCACCUUUCUGUUAUUUUCACGUAUGAACAGUGUUCGGUGUCCUGUGGUCAAGGAAUUAAAAGAAGAAAAGUAGCAUGUGAUGCUGUGGGUUCUAAGGAGGGAUGUGACAGUUCAGCUGUACCUAUUUCCUGGAGUUACUGCAAUAAAGGACCGUGUCCUAAAAUUCUCGCUAUUCCUUCUAUAAUUAAUGUAAGUUAGUUUGUCAAAAGUUUUUUUUCUCAAUAGAAACUCUCAAUAUGAUAGUCUACUCGUCACAUCCUUCACAAUGUUUCUUAUAUAUUAUUGCACUAGGAAUCACUGUGCUGUUGAAUGAUGUCUUGAAAGGUUCUGGUCAUACAUGUACAAACUCAAUCAAUAAGAUGCUAAACAUUUUCGCCUCACAAUAAAAGAUAUCAGUUCAAACUGGGUUCUGUUGUCGUUGUCCUCAUUUUUACUCAGGCAAGAAACGAGAAGCAAUGCACUGGAUUGGACUGCCAGAUGUGGUCUGUGAGUGACUGGAGUAAGGUAAGGUUUUUUCCGCACGAUGGGACGGGAAUUGGACGUUGGGGCACAUUUUCAAGUUUGUCUCUUUUAUUUGAGAAAAAUCUUUAUAAAAACCAUUGGAUUCGGUCAUGGUUUCUGUCAAUUUAUCAAUUGCAGUGUUCGGUAACAUGCGGCCAAGGAAGCCAAGUCCGCCGUGUGUACUGCGCCAGAUCACGUCUUUUUUGUGACAAGGCACUUCGACCUUUUGGACACAGGACAUGUACGAUGGUCCCUUGUGCGAAGUGGCAAGUAGGAUCUUGGGGUGAAGUAAGUGAAACGCACUUGAAGAUAAAUGCAACUAUCUUUAACUUUCUAACUUGUUAUAAAGGGAACACAGAAUAGUUAAAAGCCAAUCCUUACCAUAACACGACGCUGGUAUUCUUUUAGCUCUUUGGGUGAUCUCUCCACUGAUCCCAAAUCCUUGAAAAGGCCCUUAAGAACUUCUGGGUGGGACGACAACCGCUAAACUACAGGGUCCACGAUACUAGUAGUAGGACACUUCUGUAAAGCACUUUACGGUGAAGUAGGUAUCCUCAAUAAAGAUUGUCAUUAUUAUCACUGAAUGAUAAUGAUCCUUAUGAUCAUGUUAUUGUCGAUCCAGGUGGCCCCUCUUAGUGGCCACAUUAUAUCCAAUCAAGUACUGAGAUUUUUUAAUCUACAUUCACUCGAUUUUAAAAAGUGCUUAAAGACCGUUUGCAUUACAGGAUCCAAAGAACAAAAACCUCUUGGAGCUUGUGGUAGAUUAGCGUAAAAUGGAAUCAAAAUCCUCAUCAGCCAAAUACCUAUUCGCAAGGGGGUAAAGAAUAUCUAUAAGGGUACGUGUAUAAAAUGUUUUUAAAAAAAUUGAUUAACGCCAAUAUCAUGUUUCCCUUUUUUCAGUGUUCAGCUACUUGUGGAAAUGGUACCCGGAAACGCAUAGUGAAAUGUUAUGAGAUAAAAAGUGGCUUAAAAUCAAGGGACUGUCCCAUGGAAAGCAAGCCACAUCACUACGAGAAAUGCAACACCAAAGCGUGUCCUACUAAAAUGAACGGUAAGUUUUCCUAACACACCUAUUUAGAUCACAGAUCCCCUUGGGAGAUCACUCAAUUUGACUUAUCCCCGGUUGUAUCCAUGCUACAGGACAAGUUAUUUUCAACAUUAUAGCUGUUUACUUUUCUUAACGUAAUAUUGUUUUUUUUUUUGGUUUUUUUUUUAAAUAACCAGUCGUAAAAUCGAUAUAUCCUGUAUCUCUUUGAUAAACACAAUCCCGGAUCUCGACGCCUACCUUAACCCUUUAAAAUUCCGACUCCGUUACUGUCCCAUCCCUCCUCUUCUUUAUAAUUUAGUCUUCGGUACCAAGUUUCGUUUAUAGUAACAAUCGCUAUCUCCCGUAUGUCGUUUGUAAUUACAAUCGCUAAUAUCGCUGUUCUCCAGUAAAAUCCUGAAUCCCAGUCUUCAAUUAUACUAAAUAUUGUUAGUCCCUGUACGGCGUUUUCCCAGUCCCUCUCGGUCAAUUCACCUCGCUGACGUGUCCGAGGCGAAAGGGCGGGAGGCCUCACAUUUUCGCUUGGAUCACGUCACCUGAAAAGCGCGGAAUAAUGAGACCUAGUGACUAGGCAAAGCUAAAUACAGGAUCCCGAAAACCAUUUUGGAGACUCAGCAAACAAGGCUCCUUCUGAUUUGUUCAUAGGAAAGUCACAGCAUAGGGGUAAACCGACUCAAAAAUUAUCCAAGAACUGUUUUGAAAGUGGCAGGGACACAUAUUUUUGCAAGUUGGUUGUGCUCCACAAGUUUUGCCGGUUCAAACACUGGAAGGACAGAUGUUGUAAAACUUGCCACUGGACUGCGUUGUGA